UGCGUGCCGCGGGGGAUGCCGGGAGCGCGCAUUGGCGGCAGCGGCAGCGGCAGCGACGGCAGUAACAGCGGCCGCUCGAGCGGGGACACCAGCGGGGCGGUGACCGUGUGGGAGGUGGUCUCACUCUUGGGGAAACUGCUAGGGACCGUCGCCGCGCUGAAGGUGGUUCUGUACCUGCUCCGGGUGUGCUUCGCGAUGGCCUGGAAAUCCGGCGGCGCCAGCCACUCGGAGCUAAUCCACAACCUCCGCAAGAAUGGAAUCAUCAAGACAGAUAAAGUCUUUGAGGUGAUGCUGGCUACGGACCGCUCCCACUAUGCAAAAUCCAACCCGUACAUGGACUCUCCACAGUCAAUAGGUUUCCAGGCAACAAUCAGUGCCCCUCACAUGCAUGCAUAUGCACUAGAACUUCUGUUUGACCAGUUGCAUGAAGGUGCUAAAGCCCUUGACGUAGGAUCUGGAAGUGGAAUCCUCACUGCGUGUUUUGCACGGAUGGUUGGACAUAGUGGAAAAGUCAUCGGAAUUGAUCACAUUAAAGAACUAGUAGAUGACUCAAUAACUAAUGUCAAAAAGGAUGAACCGAUGCUUCUGUCCUCGGGACGGGUGCGGCUGGUUGUGGGUGAUGGAAGAAUGGGAUUCGCUGAAGAAGCCCCUUACGAUGCUAUCCAUGUGGGAGCUGCAGCCCCAGUUGUGCCUCAGGCAUUAAUAGACCAGUUGAAGCCUGGUGGAAGAUUGAUAUUGCCAGUCGGUCCUGCUGGAGGAAACCAAAUGCUGGAGCAGUAUGACAAGCUACAAGAUGGCAGUGUCAAAAUGAAGCCUCUGAUGGGGGUGAUAUACGUGCCUUUAACAGAUAAAGAAAAGCAGUGGUCCAGGUGGAAGUGAUUUUCUCUUCUGCUCUUUCUUCCUCCACACGUUCAAGGGAUGAACUGUGACAGCAACGUGAGCUUGACCAGUCCAGAGCACUGCAGUGGGCUGUUCAUCUCAGUUCUUCAAGCAUUUGAAACCAACAGCAUCACCAGUCUUAGAACACCGCAGUGGGCCGCUCGCCUUGGCCCUUAAAGCAUUUGAAACCAACAGCAUCACAGCUUGUUUUGGACUUUGUUACACUCUUACUUUCAGCAUGAAAACGUGUGGUUUUGUAGGGUUUCCUAAUUUUAAAUGGCGUGGAGCCAAUGAUAGAGGACGGCUGCAGAGCCUUCAUUGCGUGUGUUGUUUUAACGUGCCCACAUUUCACUUUAAAAAAUAUUAAAAGAAAGGGUUCUCCAACUGGAAAAGCUUGGCUUGUGAAUUAGUUUUGAAGAGUGGCUUUGCUUUCUUUGGACUCUUAAUUCUGUUCCAAUAUUAAUUUAUCAUAUUUCUUUUGUGCAUCAGAUAACACCACACUCACAAGUUUAGCUUCCUUGGUAGCUGAUGUCUGUUAGAUGCUACUAAGAAAACAGAGAUGAGCUUUCUUCUUCAAAGCCUUAGAUGUGUCGUCGUAGGAUAGCAUGACACAGAUACAAUCAGCUGCUGUUACCUUACAACUAGGUGUUUGUAAAUACUGAAACUUAAAACGACACAGGUGGUGUCCUCAAAACAGUCAGCUGUUCUGAUUGGACAUCUCUGAUGUAAUUUUCCUCUCUCUAAAAAUGCUAGGAGGCUUGUAGCUCAAUAUCGUUUAUCUGUUUCUAGUUUGCUGCUGGUAAUGUAUCCACAGCUAACACUGUGUAAGCUGUUGUGUCUUUGCACAGUUUAUGCAGCGCUGCUUUGCCAAAUAAAAUUAAAAGCAAAAGAAGCAUUGGUGGCCUUUGAAUCUAGAAGAACACAGGUCUACUAGGUCCAGAUGCUGCCCACAGCCAUUGUAUUCCCCUGCUGUGUCUUGUGAUACCCUAGGAGGUAAAUAUGCCUAACAGCAUUGUGUGGCUGCUUUUCUUCAGGAUGGAGACUGUGUGUUCAUUGUUUCUUUCUGCCUUCCUAGUGCAGGGAUUGCUAUUUAGUAGUUCUGUAGUAAAUGCUCAGCGAGUGAGUGGGCGAAUGUAGUAUCGGUGAAGAAUGUGGUUGAGAAUAAACACUCUGAAAUCCAGGGCUCAUCUAUAAAUAGAUUCACUAAUAACUGUAAAACGUCUGUGAAGGCAGGGGCACUUUGAAGAGCUUAUUUAAAUAUGGUUUUAUAUUUUCUAAUAAGACUUUAGUUUCUGUGAAGUUUCUAGAACUUGAGAGAAGACUACACGCUCCCUGUAAUGGGAUUAAGUAGAGCCACGCCCUCUCUCUGUGUAAGGGUGCAUGGUUCUGACAGGAAGAUUCCUAGUGCAUGAAAGCCCCCGCCCACUCUUCACGUCUUAAAUUACUGAUGUAAAAAGUCAUGCAGACAUCACCUGACAAGUGUCUCUUCUUGGCUUAGGUCUCAGUCCCAGGAAACUAGCAUUACCGUGGUCCCGCAGACUUGAAAACCUUAACCAGCUUUGAUCUGCUGCUGGUUGAUGCUUUGGAAUCCUGUCCAGGACCUCUGGAGUCCAGGAUGCAUGGUCAUUUGAGGUCUGUGUAAAGUCAAAUAACGCUCAUUCAGGCUUUAAAGCAAAUGAAUUCUUAAACUUAUCCACCAGUCUCUAUCCUUGGUAGUCAGUGCACAUUCCCACAUGCAGAGCUCAGAACAGAGGAAGGCGCUUCCACUGUAGUUUGGAGGCCAGUGGAGGAGACAGCAGAUAAAUAGGCACCGAAAACCCCGCCCAACUUGUACAGAAACUCUGUGCCCAAGUGUUGCUCCUAGACUAUACUUUUAGGAGGUGAAACUUUAGGAUGUUGAAUGAACAGCCAGUUUUAACAGCAUCACUAAGUGGGUAGAGAUAGAAAUAAUGGUUUCAAUGAGGUUAAAAGAGUUGGAUUUAUAUAUGUGUAUAAGAUAGGUAAGAAAUGCCCGAUUAUCAGUGUACACAAUUUCCAAAGCAUUUUAUUUUCCUUAUAGAAAGCACAUCUGCAUAUAAAUAAUGUAAAGGGCAGUGAAGAUACUUUGAGACAUUCUAGGUAGUGUGAUCUUGUGAAUAUAGACUUUUCCCUAUAGAUUUCAUCUUCCUAAAACCUAAAUCUAUAUCAGACUUGGGUAGCAGUAAGCUUCUGUCAGGGUGGAGUUUCUGUAAAGGGCUGCUCCUCUUUCCAAGCCUGGAACAGUACAAAUCAGCAACUGGGGAAAAUAAUUUACGAGUUCUGGCCACACAAAUACAUAAGACUCCAUUCUCCUUGUAGCUGCCAUGGUUUUUUUGUUUGUUUAUUUGUGGGAGGUGUGGGGGACAGGUGUGGGGGAUGGCUCAGGAGGUAAAGAGGCUUGUCACCAAACCUGAAGACCUGAGUUUCAACUCCCGACCCACAGGGUAGAAGGACAGUGACACCUGCAGAUUGUUCUCUGACCUUCAGGCGUGGUAGUGCUUGCCUGAAACCCCAGCACUUGGAAGCAGGGAGGGUCAGAGGUCAUCCUUGGCUACAUAGCAAGUUUGCAGCCAAUCUGGACUCCAUGAGACCCUUCCUUAAAAGAGAAGAGAAAGGAAAGAAAAGAAAGGAAAGGAAGGAAAAGGAAAAGAAAGGAAAAAGGAAAGGAAAGAAAAAAAGAAAGGAAAGAAAAAAAGAAAAGACAGUUCCUACAGUGCAUCUCUUUACUAAAACAUCUUAAACACUGAGUGGAUUCUAAAAUAGAGUAACUCUUUAGAAAUAGUAACUUUGUAAACUCUUCAAGCUAUUCUUGAGGUGAUUCCUCAGUUUGUAAGGCCUUUUCUCUUUCUAGAAGUGGUCGAUUUUUCUAGUUUCUGAUAGUGAACUGUAGCACCAAAGGAGGUCAUGGCAGCAUGCUGCGUGCCAGCAGCAGGCACGGCUCAUUCUAAAACCUAAAACCGUUGUGGAACUCAACAGGCGAUAGCUUACUCUAGGUAAGCACUUAAACUCAUGUAGCAUACAAAUCAUUGCUUACCGCUUACUGUGUUCCAAAUGACUUCAUAGCUUAAUGUGUUCUGUGGUGGAGACAGGCCCUGACUGGACUUGAGUCGCAUCUCUGGAUGCCUACCAUUUUUCAGAAAGAUGGUAGUGUUUUUCCCUUAGCAUACUGAAAGGUUCUCAGUAAAAGGACGCAUUUGAAACGGGUGCUGUUCCAGGAAGCCUGUGACUGUGCAUUGUAAUAUAAUAAAAUGGAAACAAAGUUUAA
Apodemus sylvaticus (European woodmouse) is the source of this 4162-nucleotide messenger RNA. It is a transcript of the gene Pcmt1, whose product is annotated as protein-L-isoaspartate (D-aspartate) O-methyltransferase. Lineage: Eukaryota; Metazoa; Chordata; Mammalia; Rodentia; Muridae. The record is from RefSeq and is a predicted model, not a curated record. Gene Ontology annotation, cellular component: cytoplasm. Gene Ontology annotation, molecular function: protein-L-isoaspartate (D-aspartate) O-methyltransferase activity. The coding region runs from base 16 to 879 and encodes 287 amino acids. The transcript has 8 exons. Gene Ontology annotation, biological process: protein modification process.